This is a messenger RNA of Colletotrichum acutatum, 408 nucleotides long. RefSeq lists its product as uncharacterized. The transcript has a single exon. The record is from RefSeq and is a predicted model, not a curated record. Lineage: Eukaryota; Fungi; Ascomycota; Sordariomycetes; Glomerellales; Glomerellaceae. The coding region runs from base 1 to 408 and encodes 135 amino acids.
AUGCAGAUCUCCACCCUUUCCGUCGCUGCUGCUGUGUUUCAAUCCUUUGUUAAAGCCGCAUACCCGCCCAACAGUCUGGGCACAUUCGCCUACUCUCACGGAAACCAGUUGGUGACUGAGAAUCCAUCCACUCAAACUACGGCACAGGAGCUGGUCGAACUUUGCAAUAGCUCAGGUGCUAUACAAGGAAUCGCAACCUGCACCGCCAUCUGUGUUGCCAACACCUACGUCUUCGGCCUCAUUUGCCGCAAACCCUUCAGCUUUACCGACGACUUUACCAACAGGACCUAUGCCAACCUAGAGCCUGCUUGUGUUGGUGACAUUAUUGGCAUCCUCCUAGAGCCCGAUGUUACUGCUGUGGUGUAUAGAAACACCAAAAGACCAUCGAGACAUCUGGUUCUAUCCUGA